This is a messenger RNA of Toxorhynchites rutilus septentrionalis, 1380 nucleotides long. RefSeq names its product 37 kDa salivary gland allergen Aed a 2-like. Gene Ontology annotation, molecular function: odorant binding. Gene Ontology annotation, biological process: sensory perception of smell. NCBI's taxonomy places the organism in Eukaryota, Metazoa, Arthropoda, Insecta, Diptera, Culicidae. The transcript has 2 exons. Bases 16 to 1182 code for a protein of 388 amino acids. The record is from RefSeq and is a predicted model, not a curated record.
ACUAUAGGACAAAUAAUGCCGUCGAUCGAGAAAUGCUUUCUUUUGUGCACGCGCCUUUCACACAUUGAUAAUAGCAGGCUUCUUCUUCUUCGUGUCGGGUUCUUCACUCGCCUAAUAAAAGGCGCAAAUUUCAGACAAUCGUUCGCUAGGAAUCACAAUCAAACCGAUACGUUUCGCUGGUACUCUGGCCGGGAUCGAUCGCUCAGUUUCGAUUCAGCACUCGUGCCGCUAGCUGGUGUCAACGGUCAUCCGAUGGGCAGCAUCCGUGUGAUAAUGUUCCCGAAGCUACUUCUGAUCUGUUCGAUCCUGUCGGUGUCCCUUGUGUGUAGGGCCAACGAGCAGUGUGUUAAUUCCGAAAAUCCACAUAGAAUAACGCAAUGGGAACCAAGGUCCCCAGAGCAAACCUUGUAUGCAUACGUGCGCUGUUUGAACGACUCGACCGCAAGCAUCGCCAAGAAGAUUUCGUGGGUCCGAUGGGAGCCGGACGCAUCGGAACAAAGCCAGUGCUACAUAAAGUGCGUCUGUGAAGAACUCCGGCUGUACGAUAAGAAGCUAUACAAAUUUUACCCGGAGAGAUUCGUACGCCAGGCAGAAUAUUUCUACGGUAAGGAUGCGGAGCAAGUUGCCCCUCUGCGUGCGGAUGCGGAACCAAUGCUUUCCGGAAUUCUGAAGGAGAACACUUGCGAAGAAGUACACAGCAAGUACAUCGCUUUCUACAACCGGCACGUCAACACGAUCCUGCGAAUGUUCCACGGCGAUGAUCGUGACAUUAAGAAGACCUACAAGCGCCUAGGCGAUAAGGUCAAACAAAUCGGGCAGCCCUUCAUUGAUUUUUGCGAGAAGCUACAUGAUGCCACGUGGAGUGAUAACAUCAGCUGUCCGCCGGUCAAUCUGCUGGAUUGUGUCCUGCGAGGCUUCCGUUGGAUCAACGAGGAAAACGAAAUAGACACCACCGAGAUCGGUCGCGACUACGACGCGUCCGGCUACCCAGACAACACAGAUCUGUGCCAAAAAGCUCCACCGAGUGCUCGCGAACUGUACGCUUGCUUGCGAGCGAAGAACGCCAAAAAGCUGAACAAAGUGAUAAGGGAACGUAACCUGCGAUCGGCUUUCUACUUCAACAUUACAUCACAAGAGGAACCAUGGAAAUCGGCCAUGGAGUUCUCGAGCCAGCUCACCUGAGGUCGAUAGUUAGGUUACAAACGGGUUUGUCAGUGGUACGAUCUAGGAUAGUAGCGUAAAAAGUUAUAUUAACUUCAACUCAGUAUAUUGUUGUUUCUCUCAGAUGAGGAUUUUUUUUUGUUUUCAAUGUCAGACCUAAUUUUUACUAAAUGAAUCGAUGCUUUUGACACUGUUAAAUAAAAAUACUUUUUAAAGACA